AUGAUGCUCUUAUGGCUGCUGCUCCUUGCGUCACUGCCGCUAGAAGCUGAGCAAUCCUGCAUCGGGCUACUGGCACAAGUGAAUGUCAUUUCAGAGGAUUCUGCAAACUUGUUGUUCUUUCAACGUCCUUCUCAUCUUCUCGCUCCAAGGUCUGGGUCGAAGGCAGCUUGUCGAGUGCGAUGUGAGAGGGGGCUUGUGAUGGGGAUGAAGAAGAGGGGAUCGAGGUCGUCGUUCAACAACAGGGAGGAGAAUGAGCUCAACGGCGUGUUACAAGAGAUACAGAAGCUUACCAGCGACUCGAGCCUCUCGCAGGUUGACAAGAUCAAGAUGAUACGUCAGCUGAUGCCUCCUCCUCUCUCCCCCGAAGAGACUGAGCCUGGCAUGCGAGGGGAGACGCUCGUCGCGAAGAGCUUCGGACAUCUCAAUGAUCUUCUGUUCCUUGACUCCUGGGAUGAGACAAACGGUCAUCGUCCACUCAAGCUGUUCCGAGGAGUACCAGAUGUGAACAUGAAGCUGCUCACGUCACUUCAGCGGCUUGUCAUGGAUGGUGAUGGGCGGCGUGCUGUGUCCCUGGAAGCCGCAAGGAGGCUGGAAGAAGGGAUGGUGGAGAGUUUCAAGAAGUACGCCUACGGCAUGGCGAACUUGGGUCCUUCUCCCACUCUCUGGGAGUGGUUGGCAUUAGCUCAGCAUCAUGGACUUCCCACAAGGCUGCUUGACUGGACGAAGUCUCCCUAUGUGGCCCUCCACUUCGCUACUUGCAAGGCAGCUCUGAUGGAUAGCGACGCUGUCGUGUGGGUGAUCGAUCCCUUCCGAUUCAGCAUGGAAUUUGAG
Molecule: messenger RNA, 831 nt
Organism: Guillardia theta CCMP2712
Lineage: Eukaryota; Cryptophyceae; Pyrenomonadales; Geminigeraceae
Exons: 6
Source: RefSeq, a predicted model, not a curated record